AUGGGUCUCCUAACCGGGUUUGAUAUCGAGCAAAUCCUGCAAGAUGCGACCAUCGCAGAGAAAAUAUCUCUGCUGAGUGGCAUCGACUUCUGGCACACGACCCCCCUACCCCGAUGCAACGUGCCCAGCAUUAGACUCGGCGAUGGUCCAAACGGCAUUCGAGGCACCAAAUUCUUCAACGGAGUGCGAGCGGCCUGCCUACCAUGCGGUACCGGGCUAGCAGCGACAUGGGACCAGGAUCUUUUGUACCAAGCUGGCGUGCUCAUCGGCCAAGAGUGCAAGGCCAAGGGCGCGCACUGCUGGCUUGGCCCGACCGUGUGCAUUCAACGGUCGCCUCUCGGGGGGCGCAGCUUUGAGUCAUUGUCUGAAGACCCUUAUGCGACUGGGAAGCUCGCUGCGGCGUAUAUUAACGGCGCACAGUCAACGGGUGUGAUAUCUACCAUAAAGCACUUUGUCGCCAACGACCAGGAGCAGGAGCGGAUCAGCAUUAAUGCUGUGAUCAACGAGCGCGCUCUGCGAGAAAUGCAUUUACUUCCCUUUCAGAUCGCUAUCGCCGAUGCGAAUCCGGGGGCGGUUAUGGCGUGUUAUAACAAGGUGAAUGGGGAGCAUGUCUCGCAGAGCAGACAGAUGUUGGAUGGUAUUCUCCGUCGGGACUGGGGGUGGCAGGGCUUGAUUAUGAGCGACUGGUUUGGUACAUAUUCGACUUCCGAGGCUCUCAACGCAGGUCUCGACCUGGAGAUGCCAGGGCCGUCAAGGCUAAGGGGCCCUUUGGCAGAGCUGGCAGUCUCGAGCCGCCAUGUCUCUCGCGCUACCAUUGAUGAGCGAGCGCGAAAUGUCCUCGAGUUUGUUCAGAGAGCGCAAAACACAGCUGUGUCCACUGAAGAGAGCACCCGAGAUCUGCCUGCAGAUCGCAAGUUGAAUCGCAAACUCGCCGCAGAUAGCGUCGUGCUGCUCAAGAACGACACGCAUACGCUGCCAUUGGAUCCAAGCAGCUUUAGGAGCGUCGCCUUGAUAGGCCCCAACAUGAAGACUGCCGCCUUUUGUGGCGGAGGAUCCGCCUCCCUUCAGCCAUACUAUACCGUUUCGCCAUACCAGGGCAUUGUCGCCCAGCUGCCACGCGACGUUCAAAUCUUUUAUGAGCCGGGCGCCCAGGCUCAUGCUUUCCUACCAGAGCUGGCUACCCCUGGCAUCCAAACUCCAGAGGGAUGCCCUGGACUUCGAAUACGUUUCUAUCGCGACCCCCCGUCUGUGCCUAAUCGCCGCAUCGUUGGCGAAACCACUGUGCAGGAGUCCAUGUGGCAGCUAAUGGGCUUUUCCCAUCCUGAAUCGGACAGGCUCUUUUACGCUGACAUUGAAGGCAAUCUAGUCGCCCCAGCUACAGGUGACUUUGAAUUCGGCCUCACCGUCUACGGUUCUGCGAAUCUAUACAUUGGCGACAAGCUCGUGAUCGACAACACCAGUGUACAGCGAGGCGGCAACUUUUGCUUCGGGAAGGGAACGGUCGAGGAAAAGGCCACUGUGCACCUCUGCGAGGGUACAUCGUACAAGAUCAAAGUUGAAUUCAUCAGCGGGCCUUCUUCAAAGCUCGUCAAGCCUGGCGUGGUCAACCUCGGCGGCGGGGCAGGUCGUCUAGGCAUGGUCCAGCUCAUUGAUCCCAAUCUAGCCCUUUCUCGCGCCGUGGACGCCGCCAGGCGCGCAGACGUGACCAUUCUCUGCGUCGGACUCACGCGGGACUUUGAGUCCGAGGGAUUCGACCGGCCCCAUAUGGACCUCCCGGCCACCCUGCCCCCUCUCAUCAACGCCGUCCUCGCCGCGGCGCCAAAUACCAUCCUAGUCACACAGAGCGGCAGCCCCUUCAACAUGCUCCCUUGGGCCGAACAGGUCAAGACUCAUUGUCACAUCUGGUUUGGCGGUAAUGAAGUGGGUAAUGGACUGGCGGACGUCCUCUUCGGUGCUGUUAACCCGAGCGGCAAACUGUCCCUCUCGUUCCCGCGCCGCAUCGAGGAUACUCCGACGUAUCUGAAUUUCGGCAGUGAUAGAGGGCAUGUUACGUAUGGUGAGGGUAUCUAUGUUGGAUAUAGGUACUAUGAAAAAGUGUUGCGCGAUGUGCUUUAUCCAUUUGGACACGGAUUAUCAUACUCGGACUUCACCUUCUCAGACCUUGAGAUUACUACCACAUCCGCCAAUCUCAACAUAACCAACAAGGGCUCGGGCCAUGGGCUUCCGCGGGCCGGAGCAGAAACCGUCCAGAUGUACAUCAGCCCUACAAACCCAACAAUCGCUCGACCCUUCAAGGAGCUCAAGGGUUUCUCCAAAGUGUAUCUGCAACCGGGAGAGACGCACCGCGUUGAGAUCCCAUUCGAUCGAUUCACCACGGCGUAUUGGGAUCAGGAGCUGCAUUUGUGGGUCUGUGAGAAGGGCCAGUAUCGGGUUCUGGUCGGGUCGAGUAGUCGGCGAAUCUUGCUUGAGGGGAUACUUGACCUGCAUAAGACGACGACUUGGUCUGGGCUUUAGUCAAGAGUCGCUGGGGAGAUAUUCAAGACAUAUCCUCCCCAGUGCACAUGUUAAUAGCCGACUUUUGUAGAGAUAGAUAUCAUCAACCAGCCGGCGCCGACUAAUUAUGUACAACAAAGCUCAUGCGUG
This is a messenger RNA of Aspergillus calidoustus, 2643 nucleotides long. The record is from the annotation of a GenBank genome assembly. NCBI's taxonomy places the organism in Eukaryota, Fungi, Ascomycota, Eurotiomycetes, Eurotiales, Aspergillaceae.